Papaver somniferum (opium poppy) is the source of this 2524-nucleotide messenger RNA. RefSeq names its product putative wall-associated receptor kinase-like 16. Gene Ontology annotation, molecular function: protein serine/threonine kinase activity; calcium ion binding; ATP binding. Lineage: Eukaryota; Viridiplantae; Streptophyta; Magnoliopsida; Ranunculales; Papaveraceae. The record is from RefSeq and is a predicted model, not a curated record. Bases 218 to 2320 code for a protein of 700 amino acids. Gene Ontology annotation, cellular component: plasma membrane. Gene Ontology annotation, biological process: protein phosphorylation; cell surface receptor signaling pathway. The transcript is spliced from 3 exons.
UGUAUUACAUAUUCUGCUAGACUUACAGUGUUCUUUGUUGUUGCUGUGGCUGCAAUUAGCAUCUGCACAAAAACCGAUCAUUGCUUCCGGGGUAAUAGCAAAGCCUGGUUGCCAAGACCGGUGUGGGAACGUCAGCAUACCCUACCCAUUCGGUAUCGGAGAGGGUUGUUUCGUAAACGAAUACUUCGAAAUCACGUCAUGCAACGGAAGUGUGCCGAUGAGGAAUUCUGUAAGAAUCUCAAACAUAUCGGUACUCGAUGGUCAGACGACAGUCGAUAACCCUGUGACCAGCAUGUGUACUCAAGAGUUUGAUACAUCGAUCCACAGCGAAAAAACAUCGAUUGGUACCGGAAAAUUCACUGUGUCUACUACAAAAAACAAAUUGAUAUCUAUCGGUUGUAACAGCAGGGCAUAUAUAUAUGGUUAUCCAUCUAUUGGUCUGCAGGAGUGUUCAGACUGUAGAAGAAAUGAAGAUAUCACUGAUGGGUCUUGCAAUGGUAUGGGUUGUUGUAAAACCUCAAUCCCGCAUGGACUUACGGAUACUAAUGUGUCACUUGAAAGACGCACUCCGAAGUAUUUGACGAGUUUUAAUCCAUGUAGUUAUGCUUUUCUAGCUGAAGAAAGUUCGUUUAGCUUUUCCUCAUCGUAUCUCAAAAAUUUCAAAAACAAUGGAUCUGGAACUGUCCCGGUGGUGCUUGAUUGGGCUAUUGGUUACGAGACUUGCGAUGUAGCACAAGGAAAUAUGACGAGCUAUGCAUGUGGAACUAACGCUAUCUGUAAAUCAGGGAAUAAUAUUGCUGCAGGUUAUCUCUGUAGUUGUAGACCGGGCUAUGCAGGAAAUCCUUAUCUUAACAGUAGCAGUGGUGGACAUUGCCAGGAUAUUGAUGAAUGCAAGGAUGAGAAACUAUAUGACAGUCGAUGUGCAAGACCGGGAAAUGUUUGCAAAAAUACAGAAGGCGGGUACAAGUGUCCUUGCAAACAGGGAUACGAUACGGUAAAUUCUGAUUUUGAAAUAUACCAAGGAAAUGACAACAUCUUGAUCUCCGAUUGCAGACGAAGAAACUCUAGAAAGAUUGUUUUAAGUGUUAGCUUAGGAUUAAUUCUUCUUGUUGUGUGUCUUGUGGUUGGGGUUUGGUUGUACUGGGGAUAUAGCAAAAGAAAGCACAUGCAGGUUAAGGAGGUAUUCUUCAAGCAAAAUGGCGGUUUGAUUUUAAAUCGGCUCCUAGAUGAACGAGAAGAAGAUAUCGAGUCUAGUAGAAAUGGAAGAGGAGGAAAAAAGCAUCGAUCAAUUGCUACAAUUUACAGCGAGAAGGAGCUAAGCAAGGCGACUAAUAACUAUCACGAAAGUCACAUUCUUGGACUGGGAGGGUUUGGCACGGUGUAUAAAGGCAUCUUAUCAGACGGAACAGUGGUUGCUAUUAAGAAGACGAAAAUCGUCGAUAGGAACCAAAAUGAGCAGUUCAUAAACGAAAUCGCGGUUCUAUCACAAAUUAAUCACAAAAAUGUGGUGCAGCUCUUGGGUUGCUGUCUGGAGAGCGAAGUUCCUUUGCUAGUUUAUGAAUAUGUAACUAAUGGGACGCUUCACCAACACUUACACAAAGUCCAUGCGAACUACACUGGUUGUGUUACUCUCUCAUGGGAAAACCGCUUAAGGAUAGCUUUGGAAGUUGCAGGAGCAUUAGGUUACUUGCACUCUGAAGCUUCCAUACCCAUAAUCCACAGAGACAUCAAGUCAAGUAAUGUACUUCUAGACGAUGAAUACAAAGCAAAGGUUUCAGAUUUCGGUGCUUCAAGGUUAAUUCCCGGGGACCAAGCACAUCUGAGCACAGUAGUUCAAGGUACUUUUGGGUACUUAGACCCUGAAUACAUGCUUUCAAACCAGCUAACAGAGAAAAGCGACGUGUACAGCUUCGGUGUUUUGCUUGUGGAAUUGCUAACAGGUAAAGCAGUAUUUUCUCCAAAAAGGGUUAAAGAGGAAAGAAAUCUGGCAAAUGUUUUUCUUUCUGUGAUGAAAACCAACAGGUUGUUCACUAUUCUCGACGGUAAUAUGGUGAGGUAUGAUAAUGAACGAAUGAGUAGUGUAGAUGUGCGCCAGCAGAUUCAACAAAUGGCUGAACUCGCACAAAAAUGCUUAAGAAUGAAGGGAGAGAACAGACCUACAAUGAAAGACGUAGCAAUGGUGUUACAUGGAUUGAUGGGGAUGUCUUCUAGUUACUCUGGAAGCAUCAUUGAUGAUGAGGACACAAUUACGAACACAGUUAUCUCGUUAGAAUCAGCUGAAUCGUUUUGUUACACAGAGAGCAUAAUGGAGGGACGUUGAUGGAUUAUCCUGCACAUUGAGCAGUAUCAUUAUUCCUAUCUAGCAUUCUAAUUAGAAGUAAUUUUUUUGUCCUGAUUAUAAUAAUGAAUGCUCUUUUAUGAUUAAUCCUUCUUGGAGGUCAUGGUUCACGCCCCACUUCUUGUAAUUUCCCUUCUGAUUUUGUAACACUAUAAAAAACUCAUGGCAAAUUAAAGCAUAAUUUUU